Danaus chrysippus (African queen) is the source of this 438-nucleotide messenger RNA. The record is from the annotation of a GenBank genome assembly. Lineage: Eukaryota; Metazoa; Arthropoda; Insecta; Lepidoptera; Nymphalidae.
AUGGCGUUUAGCUUUCCAGCCUUUUCUUAUAUUAUAGCAUUAAUUGUAGACGCCUUUUUAAUAUUUUUCAGUAUAUUCCAUGUCAUAGCGUUUGAUGAAUUAAAGACGGAUUAUAAGAAUCCAAUUGAUCAGUGCAACAGUCUCAAUCCUUUGGUGCUGCCGGAGUAUUUACUGCAUUUACUGAUAAAUCUUCUAUUCCUGAUUUCGGGAGAAUGGUUUUCAUUACUUAUAAACGUUCCAUUGAUCCUGUAUCAUAUUCACAGAUAUCGCACAAGACCAGUCAUGUCUGGUCCAGGAUUGUAUGACCCUACAAGUAUAAUGAAUGCUGACGUCCUAACAGUGUGUCAGAGAGAAGGCUGGAUAAAAUUAGCAUUUUAUCUGCUAUCAUUUUUCCUGUAUCUAUAUGGGUAUUCAUAUGUACUUUCUAAGAGUAUUUAG